GGUCCUCCGGCCCUUUCCGGGAGAGAAUUUAGUGGCGGGAAGAUAAGCCUCUGAGGCUGCAUCUUCCCGUCCCAGGCCGUACCUCUCAGCGCCAGUCAGAAUGGAGAUGCAACCCAGGGAACAAGCGGCCACCGAGUCCCCGGACUCCGGAGGCGGGGAAGGCAGGCCACCACAGGUCGCCGGCGCCCAGGAGGCACGUCCCGAGGACCGCCUAACCCUGCUGCUCAGGCUGAAAGCACAAACUAAACAGCAACUCUUGGAAUAUAAGUCAAUGCUUGAUGCGAGUGAAGAAAAAACUCCAGAACAAAUCAUGCAAGAUAAGCAAAUUGAAGCUAAAAUUGAAGACCUGGAAAAUGAAAUUGAAGAGGUGAAAACUGCUUUUGAAAUAAAAAGGCUUGCAUUACACAGGAUGCAACUUUCGGCUGCACUUAAAAAAAACCUGGAGAAAAUUAACCCCCAGACUAGUGUGCUCAUGGAUAACAUGAAACACAUAUUAAAGCUAAACAAAUUAAUCAUGAAGUCACAGCAGGAAUCUUGGGAUUUGGAGGAAAAACUGCUUGAUGUUAGAAAGAAGAGAUUACAAUUAAAACAAGCUUCAGAAAGUAAGCUUUUAGAAAUACAGACUGAAAAGAACAAACAGAAAGAUGAUUUGGCCAUUAUGGAAAAUUCAGACAAGAUAAAGACCGUACAACAAAACCUACAGACGGAGAUACAAGUUACUACAGUGAUUCAACAUGUGUUCCAGAACCUCAUUUUAGGAAGUAAAGCCAACUGGGCAGAGGAUUCUGCCUUUAAGGAAAUUGUUCUACAGCUUGAGAAGAAUCUCACCAUGAUCAAAUAAGAAUUUCUGUUUUAUUAUCUUUUGUUUCCAUCUUUCAUAUAUCAUUUAAAUAGCAUAUUUCAAGUAAUUUUUUUUAGUGUUUUUGGAACUAUUCUAAUACUGCAAAUUUUUUGUAACUUAACACUAUAAUAUGGAAUCUAUUGUUUUAAAUAUGAUAAUUAAAGUGACUGGCAUACUCCAAAAGAA
Molecule: messenger RNA, 1027 nt
Organism: Herpailurus yagouaroundi (jaguarundi)
Lineage: Eukaryota; Metazoa; Chordata; Mammalia; Carnivora; Felidae
Gene: CENPH
Product: centromere protein H
Exons: 9
Coding region: 101-841 (246 amino acids)
Biological process (GO): chromosome segregation; mitotic spindle organization; kinetochore assembly
Cellular component (GO): nucleus; kinetochore
Molecular function (GO): kinetochore binding
Source: RefSeq, a predicted model, not a curated record